UUCCGCGGUCACACUGUACGACGCGGACGAAGAAACUUAGCAAAAAAAAUAGGUAAAAAAACUGAAUAAAAUAAUAUGCUAGCGAAAAAACGCAGUUGAUAGUGGCUGAAAAGACUGAAGUUCCUCUCGAGCAAACGCGAGUGCAAUAAAGAAAACGGUGGGGCGAGUAGAAGGAACGCAAAUAGUGAAUUACAAAAAAAAAUUCAACUCGCUGCUGUGUGUAAAGUAAAUGCAAAUGAUAUGAUAUUUUCGUGCAGCAACAAAAAGAACAACAACAAACCAGCACAAACACAACAGUAGCAGUAGAAGCAGCAGCAGCCGACGCAGCCAGCCAGCAGUAGCAACAGCAACAAAAGCGAACUUGUAUUCAAUGGCUGUGUGCGCGAGAGGCGAAUAAAAGAAAAUUAGAUAAAAAAGCCAAAUGAAAUUAGCGCACGCCUGAAAUUCGAGUUUGGCGCAAGGUGAACCAAAGGCGAAAAGCAAUCAAAACAGUAUCCAUUUGCUCUCGGGUGUGCGUGCCGUUUUUCCUGCGAAAGAAAAACCACCUGCAUUGAUUUAUAGUAAAAGAAAAAAAGAGACGUAUCCGAACGGGAUGGGUCAGUGCAUUGCCAUAAAGGUUGACUGAUAAAAAAACCCCAGCCAUUCACACAUACACACACACACGCACACGCACAGAAUCACCAGCGCACCCGUAGCAACACACAGGAGGCAGCCUGCUAUUGUCGUAGCAGCAGCAGCGGAAGGAGAGGUACGCAACGCACAAAUAACUGUUCCCGGACCAACCGGAACGGACUGGCCCUCCGCACAGGAAGGGACUCCAAGGAAGAGAAUAGAGAGAUUUACACAGAACCCAUAGAGAUAUUCGUUUUGCGAAGAGAGAAAAAUUCCAAUGUCAAAUAAAAUCAACCCGAAACGCCGUGAACCGACAGCAGCCGCAGCAGCAGCAGGAGCACCAACGGCAGUGGCCACCAACACGAGCAGCUCGACCGGCUCCAGUGCCGGCAACACCUCCUCGGCGAACACAUCCUCAUCGUCCAGCUCCUCGCUGUCUUCCGCCGGUGGCGGUGAUGCGGGCAUGUCCGCCGAUCUAACAUCACUCUUCGAAUGUCCAGUUUGCUUUGACUAUGUGCUGCCCCCGAUCCUGCAAUGCUCGAGCGGGCACUUGGUGUGCGUCUCGUGCCGCUCCAAGCUCACCUGCUGCCCCACAUGCCGCGGCCCGCUUGCCAAUAUCCGUAACCUGGCCAUGGAGAAGGUCGCCUCAAAUGUGAAGUUCCCGUGCAAGCAUUCGGGCUACGGCUGCACCGCCUCACUCGUCUACACGGAGAAAACCGAGCACGAGGAGACCUGCGAGUGUCGCCCCUACCUAUGCCCCUGCCCGGGGGCCUCCUGCAAAUGGCAGGGACCGCUCGACCUAGUCAUGCAGCACCUGAUGAUGUCCCACAAGAGCAUCACCACGCUGCAGGGCGAGGAUAUUGUGUUUCUGGCCACCGACAUCAAUCUGCCCGGCGCCGUCGACUGGGUGAUGAUGCAGUCCUGCUUCGGCCACCACUUCAUGCUCGUCCUCGAGAAGCAGGAGAAGUACGACGGACACCAGCAGUUCUUCGCUAUUGUCCAGCUCAUUGGAUCGCGCAAGGAGGCCGAGAACUUUGUGUACCGCCUCGAGCUGAACGGCAAUCGUCGGCGCCUCACCUGGGAGGCAAUGCCGCGUUCCAUACACGAGGGCGUUGCCUCCGCCAUACACAAUUCGGAUUGCCUGGUGUUCGACACAUCGAUUGCGCAGCUCUUUGCCGACAAUGGCAAUCUGGGCAUCAAUGUGACCAUCUCUCUGGUCUAGGCAGAGACCCAGACCCACACACAGCGCAUCGCGCCUCGCGUUAAUCGCCCAAUUUAAUUGUUUAUUUUUGUUUAUUUUAAACAUUUGUCGUAUAAAUAUAAUACCUACCAUAUAAUAACUAUAGUUUAGCGCCUUUGUUCGCAUCAUACGUUUAAUUCGUAGAUUCAUUCAAAGAAACGAAAGAAUGUCAGAGGAAGGCCAGAGAAGAGCAGCAUUAGAAUCGUUUUAAAAACGAUUCUUCGUUCUAUAUGCACACACACACACACUACCCUCAUAAAACAUCACAGCACAGCCCUUCCUGUACCCCAACCCAUCUAUCCACAUACAUAUAUAUAAUAAUUGCAUAUAAUAACAUUUAAUUAGAUAUUUUUUGAAUGUAAGUUUCGAUUGUGGAAGGGCCAGCAGAGAACAGUGGCAGAGGAAGUGCUCUCCCGCUCGAUUGGUACUAGCUCUAGGUUUAAAUUGUUCAUAUAUUCCACACAUACACACACACACAUAUUACAUAUACUAUUUCAAUGUU
Messenger RNA from Drosophila guanche, 2354 nucleotides. It is a transcript of the gene sina, whose product is annotated as E3 ubiquitin-protein ligase sina. Gene Ontology annotation, biological process: proteasome-mediated ubiquitin-dependent protein catabolic process; multicellular organism development. The record is from RefSeq and is a predicted model, not a curated record. Bases 890 to 1834 code for a protein of 314 amino acids. Gene Ontology annotation, molecular function: ubiquitin conjugating enzyme binding; ubiquitin protein ligase activity; zinc ion binding. Lineage: Eukaryota; Metazoa; Arthropoda; Insecta; Diptera; Drosophilidae. Gene Ontology annotation, cellular component: cytoplasm. The transcript is spliced from 2 exons.